Chanos chanos (milkfish) is the source of this 1538-nucleotide messenger RNA. Its product is annotated as histamine N-methyltransferase. Bases 108 to 968 code for a protein of 286 amino acids. The transcript has 7 exons. Gene Ontology annotation, molecular function: N-methyltransferase activity. Lineage: Eukaryota; Metazoa; Chordata; Actinopteri; Gonorynchiformes; Chanidae. The record is from RefSeq and is a predicted model, not a curated record.
AAAAGACACAAACAGCAGUGGAAGUUGCAUUGAUAAAGUUAGGUUCCAUCUGAUUUGUGUCUUUCGAACACAACCCUCCAAGUUAUGUUUCCAGACUGUGACUCAGAAUGGACAAGUCAUCAGAAGAAGCUGGCUACAAUGCGAAUUAUGUGCAAGCAUUUGAAUUUUACCUGCAGCAAUCAGAGGAGCACAAGGCUAUUUGUGCAUUCAUGGAUAAAGUACUUCCUGAUGAAUUUACAAGAAUAGGAGAGGGAAAAUCCAGCUUCAAUGUUUUGGGUGUUGGCAGUGGUGGGGGUGAGAUGGAUGCCCAUAUGUUGCAUAUACUACAGUCCAGAUUGCCAGCGACCCCUGUCAGCGUCGAUGUAGUGGAGCCCAGCAAGAAACUAAUCGACAACUUCAAAGCUUUGGUGGCCAGAACUCCAAGUCUGCAAAAGAUUCCCUUUACUUGGAAUGCCAUUGCAUGCGGAGAAUAUGAAAAACAGGUCAAAGGCAACAAGCGAUUUGACUUCAUACACAUGAUUCAGAUGCUCUACUAUGUCGAUGAUUAUGUUGCCACCAUCAAGUUUUUCCAAGGUCUCUUGAGGGAGAAUGGGAGGCUUUUGAUUAUCCAUGAGGGAGCCAGCAGUGGCUGGGCAACACUGUGGAAGACUUACAAGAAAGAGCUUUGUACCAGAUCUAUCUCUAACUACAUCUCAGCCAGCGAUAUUAAAGACCAGCUGAAAGCUCUGGGUUUAAAGUUCGAGGAGCACCUGGCUCCAAACACUUUAGACAUGACUGAUUGUUUCACUGAGGGCAGCAAAAAAGGGCAGCUGUUAUUGGACUUUAUGACUGAUCAGAAUUUCCACACUACCAUGACUCCUGAAACAAGGGCAGGAGUGCUGGACCUGCUCCGAAACAAAUGCAGCACAGUUAAGAAUGGUCGCAUACUGUUUGACUGCGGCCUGAGCUGUCUAGUGGUUCAUACAUAAUCAAUGUUCAGGUCAUCACACACAGACACAUACCACCACUACACCAAGUGCAAUGUAAGGGUUUGUGUGUGUGUGUGUGUGUGUGUGUGAGUGUGUGUGUGUUAAAUACCUGUGAAAGAUGAUGACUCUAGGACUCUCAUCUCUGUGACAUAGUAAAAUGCAUUAAAACAGCAAUGCCAUGGUAGAUUUUACAUUGUAUUCUCUUACAUUUGGUUGACUUCGGGUGGUGUGUGUCUCUGUGAUGAUUAAAAUGUCUACACGGUUCACUUCAAAGGAAUUAUAAACAACUCAUUGGAAAAUGUAUGUUUUUCUAACAAAAUAUGCAAACUUUUCUAAAAGAACUCAAUCCCUUCUGACCAGAGACUAACAAAUAACUGCUUUUUUUUAAAUUAUUAUUCAGAUUUGUGCUUAGUUAAGUUUAGUGCACAACUGCAUUGAAGGAAUUUUACACACAUGGAAGGAUAGAAUAGAAUGAUCUUUAUUGUCAUUAAACUCAAGUACGAUGAAAUUUCCCAUGGUUUCUCCCGAUGUAGUUGAAAUAAAACAAAUCAAUAAAAGCAGUACCAGAAA